AUGAAGUGGUUCAACGUUGUGUCCGCUGGCCUCGUAGUCUGGCCGAUUGUAUCGGCUAUACCCACUGCCAGCAAUUCUCAUGAUGGAGAGGGCAGCGGCCCCUAUCCAGCAUACUACUUUUCCGAGCCCACUCUUGAAAACCACACAAUCUAUAUGCCCAAAAAUCCAGCAAGAGACCUAUCACUACCUGUACUUGUGUGGGCUGAAGGAGGUUGCGAUAACAAUGGAACGCAAUUUGCCAACUUCCUGAGCAAUAUCGCCUCCUACGGCUUCGUUGUGGUAGCCAAUGGUCCAAUCAACGGUGGUGGCUCUGACGUUGAGAAUCCUCAGUACUUACGAGACUCGGUUCUGUGGAUUAGUGCCAAAGCCGGUACUUGCGGUAAGUAUAAAAAUGUGGAUGCAAGCAAGAUUGCAGCUGCCGGUCAGAGUUGCGGUGGUCUUGAGGCGUAUACGAUGCGCAAUGACUCGCGCGUUUCGUAUCUGGGCAUCUUCAACUCGGGCUUCUUAUCGAACGUCCCCGCCGGCGCCCUUCCUACCAACAUUGUCGUUGAACCUCCUAGUACUAUUACGCAAGUGCACAAGCCUGUAUUUUAUUUCUUAGGGGGUCCCACAGACGUUGCAUACCCACAGGGCGAGGCGGACUACCACAACCUCACCGGCGUGCCCAAGUGGAUUGGCAACUACCCUGUCGGACAUAGUGGCACAUAUUCCGAGGUCAAUGGCGGCGCCUUUGGCGUUGCAGCUGUCAAUUGGUUGACAUGGAUUUUCAAGGACAACAAAACGGCGAGCAAAUUCUUCACUGAGGGAGGCGCUGAAAAGGCAGGGUGGAAUGAGACUGAAAGUUAUGAUCUUCAGGAUUUGUCGAACUAUUAA
Talaromyces amestolkiae is the source of this 873-nucleotide messenger RNA. RefSeq lists its product as uncharacterized. NCBI's taxonomy places the organism in Eukaryota, Fungi, Ascomycota, Eurotiomycetes, Eurotiales, Trichocomaceae. The coding region runs from base 1 to 873 and encodes 290 amino acids. The record is from RefSeq and is a predicted model, not a curated record. The transcript is spliced from 3 exons.